CAAAGAACUAAUGAAGAGUGAUGGACGACAUGCCAAUGUGUUUGAACACCAGAGAGAAAAUAAUGAUGCAGGAAUUCGGAAAUCCUGAUCCUGGUGUGCCACCACCAACUCCGAAACGGACUGUGAGCCCAUUUGUGCCUUUUGCGCGCUCCACCUGGAUUCAUCCACACGCGCCCAUAGACGACUUUGAUCGUGUCUGCAAAACCAUCUGGAGCAGAGCGAAGGAGGCCGAGGGCAGAGGUCAGAGGUCACCCGAGACAUGGCAGAAUAAAGACUGCACGGCUCCAGACAACAAACCAGGUCAUCAUUGGGCCGAGGAGCAGCAGAGAGAGGCAGAUGAUUUGGGUCUGAGCGCAUGGUAUGAAGAGGACAAGCAGCAAUACCACGUCGCCUUCGCCCUUCCUUCCUCUUAUCUCUCGGGCCCCAGACGUCCCCACGUUGCCGAGGCUGAACAGGUACUGAGCCCUGUGAUGGAAGGAGAGAUGAAACGAAACGAGGAGGAGGCAAAGAGGAAACGAAGUUUGGUGAGCGUGAGGACUUUGGAAGCUGACUGUACCCUAGAGGAAGAUGCAGGAGUAAAACAAAUGAGUGUGGAAAAUUCCCUCAAGAAGAUUUUGGUCUCCCAAUCCAGCAGCAGAAGAAGAGACAAACAGACCUCGGGACCUCAACCUCAACCUCUGGCGACGAAUCCCGUCCGCUGCGAAAGUGAGGAUGAGAAGAAUAUAAUCGUCAGUUCUGACAGUGGUUCUAGCGAUGAUGAUGAUUUUGUAGCUCUACCCAGGGUGCGUAGUUGUGGCACUGAUAGUAGCGAUAGUGACUCGGAGGUUGAAAACGACUGCGAGGAAGAGCGAAAUACAAUUUCUCACUCAUUUGAUGGACUAAGUUCGGACGGCGAGCAGGAUUCCCCAUCUCCCAGCACAGAGAAGGACUUUCCUCCAGAAUCCACCAUCAAGGCUGGCAUUCUACCAUGCCCCACAAGGCCUCCAGCCGCAGGGAAGAUGCAUAGCCAGUGGGAGACUCCCCUUUCAUUACACCCACAUGACAUCCCCACUGCUACUCUGGCAAGCUGCGUGACCGCCCAUGUGCGGGCUCCUGUCCAAGGCAAAGCAAAAGCACCUCGGGCGAAAUCGAAAAACAGAGCACCACCGGCAGCUCCAACGCAGCAGGAGGCUUAUGACCUACUGGCUGACUUUCCAGUUCUGCAGCCCCCGGAGAAACCUUUGGGCGUACUGCAUGAUGGGAAUCCCAAGACCAAGGGUGCGGAGGGGAACCGAGGGAUUACUAACUCACAAAACCAAGGCCAAGAGAGCAGGGCUUCCCAUCAGAGGAGGAUGGAAAAUGUGCCCCACGAGGUCUCCUCCAUCUGUGAAGGAGAUCAGAAAUCUGUGCUGGACCUUCAAACAUUUGGCUCCACCGGCAUCUCCCCUACCAUCAGCUGCGAGGUACCCAGGGCCAACAACCAGCCGCCUCCUAGAGUUGCAGCAGGUACAGAUGGCAUGGAUGUUAAUGCCAGGUCCUGGGCGAGUGCUGCCAAGGCGGGCAUGAAGCAAGCAGCUGCCCCUCAGGAGAAAGCCAGACCUUGUACCUUUCAGCAGAUAGUUACCAUUAACAGAGCCAAAGCCGGGUAUUCUGCCGCUCAGAACUUCCCCAACAGAGCGAUUCCUUUCUAUCGUGCAGCCGUUCCUGUGUGUCACGGCCCUCGACCUCGCCACCCAAAUUGGUUUGUUAUACCUGGUUACCCUCCAACCCAUGAGCAUUUUGGAGCCCAGCCGUAUCGAGCCAACUGUCCUCCCGGAUUCAGAUAUCCCCGUUUCCCCUUCCAACAGGGCAGGGGAUACCCAUCCAGACAAAGCCACGUGUGACGACAGCAGGAGUGAAGCAAAAGGAACUGUGUUUCUGCUGAAGACGUUGCUGCACAAUGAAAACUCACUAGACUCUUUUUUUUCUCCCGUUAGACGCCUAAUAAAUAUUUGCAUCACACAA
Molecule: messenger RNA, 1983 nt
Organism: Sebastes umbrosus (honeycomb rockfish)
Lineage: Eukaryota; Metazoa; Chordata; Actinopteri; Perciformes; Sebastidae
Exons: 7
Coding region: 21-1862 (613 amino acids)
Source: RefSeq, a predicted model, not a curated record